GAGUGGCGCUGGAGGAGGCGGUCAGGACGCGUGGACCUGAAGCGCCCACGUUGGGACGAAGGGUGCUUGGCUGCCGGACCCAUCACCACCUAGCCCUCCCAGGGCCAUUUCCUCUGGUUCCCGCCUCGGGGCCUCGGUUUCCCCCCCAGCAACGGGGCGGGGCGGGAGCAGCGCUGAUUUCAAAGUCGCCUGCAGGGUGCGCCCAUGAGUGGCGCGGCCGGAGCUGGAGCCUGAGCAGCCGCUGAGACGGUGGGAGCCAGAGCAAGAGGCAGGUACCUCGGAACUCUGAAGCUGAGCGGAACCCGGUCAGAUUCCCCUGGAGAAGUCAUGAUCUCGGGAGAUGCAGAGUCAUCUGUGAGAACGCCUUUGGGGAGCUCUCUCUGGAACCGCUCGUGGCUCUUGUGAAGAAAGGGCUGCGGGGUUUGCGUGGGUGGGACGGCUGGGCUGCAGCUAUGGACCGAGAGCUGGCCCAGGCCCGCAUCUUUGCUGAGCCUGCCCAAGUGUGGCUGCUCCCACCAUGGGCUCCUCGGUGUACAUCACGGUGGAGCUGGCCAUUGCCGUGCUGGCCAUCCUGGGCAACGUGCUCGUGUGUUGGGCCGUCUGGAUCAACAGCAACCUGCAGAAUGUCACCAACUUCUUUGUGGUGUCGCUGGCGGCGGCUGACAUUGCGGUGGGCGUGCUCGCCAUCCCCUUCGCCAUCACCAUCAGCACCGGCUUCUGUGCCGCUUGCCACGGCUGCCUGUUCUUCGCCUGCUUUGUCCUGGUCCUCACGCAGAGUUCCAUCUUCAGCCUCUUGGCGAUUGCCAUCGACCGAUACAUCGCCAUCCGAAUUCCACUCCGGUACAAUGGCUUGGUGACAGGUAUGAGGGCGAAGGGCAUCAUUGCGAUUUGCUGGGUGCUGUCAUUUGCCAUCGGCCUGACCCCCAUGCUGGGCUGGAACAACUGCAGUCAGAGAGACAAGAACUCCACAAAGACCUGCGGCGAGGGCCGGGUGACCUGCCUGUUUGAGGACGUGGUACCCAUGAAUUACAUGGUCUACUACAAUUUCUUUGCUUUCGUGUUACUACCCCUCCUGCUCAUGCUGGCCAUCUACCUACGGAUUUUUCUGGCGGCCCGGAGACAGCUGAAACAGAUGGAGAGCCAACCCCUGCCAGGGGAGCGGACUCGGUCCACGCUGCAGAAGGAGGUCCAUGCUGCCAAGUCCCUGGCUAUCAUUGUGGGCCUCUUUGCUCUCUGCUGGUUACCGCUGCAUAUCAUCAACUGCUUCACCUUCUUCUGCUCCACGUGCCAGCACGCCCCUCCAUGGCUCAUGUACCUGGCCAUCAUCCUGUCCCACAGCAAUUCCGUUGUCAAUCCCUUCAUCUACGCCUACAGGAUCCGGGAGUUCCGCCAGACCUUCCGGAAGAUCAUCCGAACCCACGUCCUGAGGCGGCAGGAACCCUUCCAUGCAGGGGGUUCCAGUGCCUGGACCUUGGGGGCUCAUAGCACUGAGGGAGAGCAGGUCAGCCUCCGCCUCAAUGGCCACCCCAUGGGGGUAUGGGCCAAUGGCAGUGCUCCCCAUUCUGGACGUCGUCCCAAUGGCUACACCCUGGGGCCGGGGAGUGGAGGGAACACCCAAGGGUCUGCUGGGGAUGUGGAGCUUCUUACCCAGAAGCACCAGGAAAGUCAAGAGCACCCUGGCCAAGGGGAUCAUCUGACCCAGGGUAGAGUAGGAACAUCCUCAUGGUCUUCAGAGUUUGACCCUUCCUGAGGGAAAGACGUUUUAAUAUUUUUGGUUGGCUGGACCAAUCUCACUAAGAGAAGAAAUACCACGCUAGGAAACCCAUUGGGCACCUGGCUCCCACUUUAAACUACAAAGAGGGAGCAUCAGGCUGGAGCAGCAUGAAGCCCAGUAAGAAAGGCCUGGGGUGGAAGAAGCGAUGUUUCGUGCUAUAGGGCCUUGGGUUCCGUCGGGGCUGCAGCAGCAGCAUCUUUGAAGGCAGGGCCCAGUUCCCCUGCUCCAGAAGCAUCCAAAAGAGCUGUUUUGUCUCUGUCAAGCAGCUGUGGCUUAGAGGACUGUCCAGGCCUGAUGUCGAGGGUAUGGCUACUUAAGGCCUCCUGCUAUAUAGUACACUACUCUCCCCAGACCGUCUAGGGCUCAGGGAGCUGCUGGCCUAGAAGUGGCACUUGGGCUAUUUUUGUUUUUCAAGAAGAUAACAAUGUGAGGAAACCCUUUCUAUUUUAUGGACUUUCCCUCCCUGGCUGCUGGGUCUGUGGUUGAUCCUGCUGUGACACCCUCCCCCCCCCUCCCAGGGAAUUGCAGAUGGUCCUCUUGGGCUAGCCCAAGCUGCCAUGCACUUAGUCAUAGGGCUAUCUCCAGCUAACAAAGCUGGACUGGAAGACAGCAACUAUGAAGGGCAGGGUGCCAGAGCAUGGACUUAGGUCCCAGGAGAGAGAUUAGAGAUGUCAAGCCAUGGACCCGAGCCUGGGUAGUUCAGAGCUGCCCUGUCCGAGGCCCUGCCUACUGCCUUUCCUUCUGGGGGGACUCGUUUGUUUGUUUGUGGAUUCCCCCCCCCCCGGAGGUAAAAUAAAAUGAGCCAUACUAUGUUUUAAAUUUGCCUGCUAA
Molecule: messenger RNA, 2605 nt
Organism: Grammomys surdaster
Lineage: Eukaryota; Metazoa; Chordata; Mammalia; Rodentia; Muridae
Gene: Adora2a
Product: adenosine A2a receptor
Exons: 3
Coding region: 518-1750 (410 amino acids)
Biological process (GO): adenylate cyclase-activating G protein-coupled receptor signaling pathway; G protein-coupled adenosine receptor signaling pathway
Cellular component (GO): membrane
Molecular function (GO): G protein-coupled adenosine receptor activity
Source: RefSeq, a predicted model, not a curated record